This is a messenger RNA of Aegilops tauschii subsp. strangulata, 708 nucleotides long. The record is from RefSeq and is a predicted model, not a curated record. Lineage: Eukaryota; Viridiplantae; Streptophyta; Magnoliopsida; Poales; Poaceae.
AUGGGCACAUGGGAAGAUAUGGGUAGUAAUUGGUCUCUUCUGCUGCUUAUCAGAGAUGGGGGGAGGCCGCACCGCAGGCUGCGCUCUGCCACACCGGAGUACAACUUGGAAGGUUUCGAGUUCUUCACAAUCAUACUUGAGAAUUCCUCCAGGAGGCAGAGGCUACCUGACAUAUUUAUGAAGAUGCUGGAUGGCCAUCGGCCAAAGAAUGUGAAGCUGCGACAGGCCGGCAGCGGGCUUCACGGGCUGUGGGACGUGGAGGUGGUGUUCAGGUAUGACCACAUGUACUUGUGUCGUGGCUGGGAGCAGUUCGUCCAUGCCUACGACCUGCGGCACAUGUACUUCCUUGUCCUCAGGUACGACGGCAACACCAUGCUCACCGUGAAGGUGUUCAACAUGACUAUGUGCCGCAUGCACUACCAAGACGACGACGAUGCCAGCAAUGGGAGCAGCAGCAGCGACUCUGGCUAUAGCAAAAGCAGCAGCGACUCUAGCUACAGCAAAAGCAGCAGCGAGGAUGAGGAGGAAUGGAGUGGGGAAGAAGAGGAGCAGAGUGGGGAUGAGGAGGUGCAGCCUAUUCUGUCUGAUGAUGACCUCGCGAUGCUGGGCGACAGGCCCAUGCCAAUUGUGGUAGAAGAGUACAUCCCACUGCCUUGCCGCUCUAAGCGCAUCAGGAUGAUGAAGGAGAAGGAGAAGAAGGAGGAGUGA